GAUGUCACAAGGAAGAAAGAAGCCAUGCUAGAAUAAAGUGGACACGAGAGGAGACAGCCAGUACUGGUGGCUGGGGCAUCCCGAUGUGAGCGGUGAAGCCAGGGAGACCAGGGCUGGGAGAACACUGAGGGGGAAAACAGGAUUUGACUUCACUGACUGUUGUCCCUGUCCUCCCAACCUCCUCCAGGUACAUGGUGCGGGUCCGAGCUGUGGUGAUGGCCCGAGAUGACUCCAGUGGGGGCUGGCUGCCUGUGGGGGGCGGGGGCCUCAGCCAGGUGAGCGUAUGUCGGGUCCGAGGGGCCAGGCCCGAGGGGGGGGCCCGCCAGGGGCACUACGUCAUCCACGGGGAGCGCCUCCGGGACCAGAAAACCACCUUGGAGUGCACCCUGCGGCCAGGCUUGGUUUACAACAAAGUAAACCCCAUCUUCCACCACUGGAGCCUGGGAGACUGCAAGUUCGGACUGACAUUUCAGAGUCCUGCAGAGGCUGACGAGUUCCAGAAGAGCCUGCUAGCUGCGCUGGCUGCUCUGGGCCGAGGCUCGCUCACUCCCUCCUCUUCCUCCUCCUCCUCCUCCUCCCCUUCCCAGGACACUGCCGAGACUCCCUGCCCUCUGACGUCCCAUGUGGACAGCGACUCCUCCUCUAGUCAUAGCCGCCAGGAGACGCCACCGGCUGCAGCAGCAGCCCCCAUCAUCACCCUGGAGUCAGCUUCUGCCUUCGGGCCGGCCACGCCCCCCCAGCGCCGCCGUUCCUCCGCUCAGAGCUACCCUCCGCUUCUACCGUUCACCGGGCUUCCAGAACUGGCGGAGUCCGUGGCGGGGGCCGGCGGCCAGGGCUGGGGCGGACGCGGCUAUGAGGAUUACAGGCGCCCCGGGCCUCCCCCGCCCCUGGCCCUGUCCACCUGCGUGGUGCGCUUCGCCAAGACUGGCACGUUGAGGGGUGCGGCCCUGGGUCCCCCCGUGUCACUACCUGCCCCUCUCACCGAGGCUGCACCCCCAGCACCCCCAGCCCGCCCACCCCCGGGCCCAGGCCCUACCCCUGCACCCGCCAAGGCCUCCCCUGAGGCCGAGGAGGCAGCGCGCUGCGUGCACUGCCGUGCGCUCUUCCGCCGCCGCGCAGACGGGCGUGGUGGCCGCUGUGCAGAGGCCCCGGACCCCGGUCGCCUACUGGUGCGCCGACUCAGCUGCCUGUGGUGCGCCGAGAGCUUGCUCUAUCACUGCCUGUCGGACGCCGAGGGCGACUUCUCGGACCCCUGCGCCUGCGAGCCAGGUCACCCGCGCCCCGCCGCGCGCUGGGCCGCCCUGGCGGCGCUCUCCCUGGCAGUGCCCUGUCUCUGCUGCUACGCCCCCUUGCGCGCGUGCCACUGGGUCGCUGCAAGAUGCGGCUGCGCGGGCUGUGGGGGUCGCCACGAGGAAGCUGCGCGGUGAGGACUGCCUGGCGGGUCCGGUUGCUGGACCAGACCAAGGACCCCAACUUAAGGGUCCAGGACCCCAGACUUGGUUCGAAUCUAAAACCCAAACCUAGGCACAUUUGGAACUUGAAGCUUGAGUUUGGACUGAGAAAUCCCAGACCUGGAACCUGGACCCUAGAUCGAUGACUGAGUAGCACCAAGCCGAGUUUCAUUGGGAUAUCUGUCAAGAGCACCCAGGCCUGAGUUCUGGAUUCUCCAUCCUUCUUCCCUGCUGAGGACACUCGCUACUCCCCGGACUGCAUUUCAGAGGGCCUGGGAAGCACACAGAUCUUUGAGAGAUGUAGGGACCUUGAGCCCUGACUCCCUAUGCAUUUGACCAACUCAGACCCCCUUCACACUGGCACCAUAACCCUCAGAUUAUAAUAGCCCCAUAAUUAGGAGUUGCCAAUACCUGUUCCUGCCUGUAUCCAGUUACUCCCAGAUCUUGAGACCACAGGUCCCCAAAUCACCCCCAAAUGGUCCCUGAAUGUUCAUAUGGGACCUGGUACUCCACAUCUGAGAUGUUCUUAUAGUCCCAGGACCCCUGAGACAUCAAACCCUGGAAUCAGCAGAUGCUGGCCUCAAGUCUACUCACUACUGAGUGCCCCACAGACCUGGCCUUUGAUCCCGGACACCAAGAUCUAACUUGUACACGUGACCCCAGAUGUCCUAGGACUGGAGACUUAAGAUGCGUUGAGUUCUUGGAUAUGCACAAACAUGAGAUGUUCUCUGACCAAAAUGAUUUAGGAGACCUGUCCCAGAACUUCACGGGUACCAGACACCAAGAUGCUGUGCAGAUAAGGAAUUGAAGACCUUUGUAGGUUCACCCACCCCCAAACCAGUGUUCUUGGGGGCUUUGAAUCUCAUAUAUGAACUCUGAGGUGUGUGAUAUUCCCAGCGUUUCACUGAAGGCCACCAGUACCUCAGGGCCCAAAGACACUGUCUCAGAUCUUCAAAAAGCCCUCUUUCAGUCCACCUCGGACCUGAACGUUGAGACCCAAAAUGCCCUAGAAUCCUUGGCUUCCUUGUAUCCACAGAUCCCCGGUCACCUAAAGGCUAGGUGGAAGUCCAGCUCCUAGAAGAUGGGAUGGCAAUCCAGACCUCAACCCUUGGCAUCCAGCUCCUGAGUGACCCCAGGGUGCUUUAAGAGCACUGGAUCCCAGACUCCAAGGUGCCAUUGACCGUCAGAUGCAGGGCUUGGGCCCUGACAACAUUGGGCUUGUUCCUAAUUCAAGACCUUGGUCCUUCCAUACCACAGUCACUCAGAUCCAAGAUGACCCAGGACCCUAGCACCCUCGGAUACCAGAGUUCUUGGACUCAAACUUGUCUAACCUGAUGAAGUCCCAAGAUGCCUCUAUGCCCGAUUCCUUGGGCUUGGCUUGGAACUGUUGCCCUGUGAAUCCUGCCGUGCACAGGCCCCUGAGACCCCAAGCUCCUGGACUUUGGAAUUCUAAUUUUCAGGACCCCAGCCCAGUACCCUAGCAAUCCUCAGAAUUGCCCUUAUCCUAAAGUUCAUCACCUUGAACUCAGAUGCCCAGAUUCAGGUCUACCCAGGAGCUCCCCAUCCCCACCUCCAGGGCGCAGUGUCACCACAGAGGAUGGUGCAGAUUCGUCCCUAAGCAAAGCGCCCAGCUGCAGUGGCAUGCUGGGGCUGCAGUCCCCACUGAAGCCUGCUGGCUGAGACGGGCUCUCAGGAAGGCCUGCCUUUCUCUCACUUGCACAAAGGCGCCUUUGGGGUGAACUGUGGUUCUGCUGACCCUUGUAAUCUCCAUCCUCGGAGGCCCUCCUUCAGCCCAGCCCUAGUCUAAGCCCAUCCUUCCGAGAGCCUCCUUUUCCAUCUUAGAGUUGGGGUGUGUUCUGGAAAACAAAAGCCUGUUUCAUGGCCCAUCCCCUAACAGGGAAGGGGGAUGCCACAGUCUCUCUGCCUUGCGUAGAGCGGGGUGUCCAAGUGUACCUUAAGAUCUGUUGUCCUGUGUGAUGGAACCGAGGCCUUAGAACAAGACAGUCCCAAUGUUUUGCAGGCUUGGACCUGCAUCUGGCCUCAAGCAUCUGGAAAUGUGCAUUUUCUUUAUUACCCAGACUUGGAUGGCCUUGUGGGGGUUCAAGGGAUAGAUCCUACUGUCACUUCCUUUAAAUUAUUAACUAUUUAUUGUA
Molecule: messenger RNA, 3604 nt
Organism: Marmota monax (woodchuck)
Lineage: Eukaryota; Metazoa; Chordata; Mammalia; Rodentia; Sciuridae
Gene: Spred3
Product: sprouty related EVH1 domain containing 3
Exons: 5
Coding region: 192-1427 (411 amino acids)
Biological process (GO): multicellular organism development; negative regulation of MAPK cascade
Cellular component (GO): membrane
Molecular function (GO): protein kinase binding
Source: RefSeq, a predicted model, not a curated record